Messenger RNA from Biomphalaria glabrata, 1742 nucleotides. RefSeq lists its product as uncharacterized. NCBI's taxonomy places the organism in Eukaryota, Metazoa, Mollusca, Gastropoda, Planorbidae. The coding region runs from base 270 to 1073 and encodes 267 amino acids. The transcript is spliced from 5 exons. The record is from RefSeq and is a predicted model, not a curated record.
AUGAAACAUCUAGAUCUAGGUCUAAAAUCUACCGAUAAAAUAAUUUUUUUUAAACAAAUAUAUUCAAAAUGUAAUAGACAUACAUUUUCAUAAUAUUUUAAAGAAACAUCACUAACGAUUUUUGCAAUAUAUAGUUACAAAAAAGCAAGAUAAAGCAGGCAUAUAUUUAACAUUAUUUGUAGUCUUGUAAUUAAUCAAGGCUUUUGAGUGAACACUUUGACGAACAUUGAUGUGCAGAAAAGUGUGAGUCUAGAGUCAUCAAAUCGAGAAUGGAUUGGAGAUGUCCCAAUCCCACACCACUGUUCUCAAUAGAGAGGGCGCCAGGGAGCGAUAGACCGAGAGAUUUGCGCAGAUUCGCCAGGUCUAUUCGCAAUCCUACCUUGUACGGUCUAUGCACCCGAGACUUCCAACGUGACCAGCAGCCUUCGAGCUGGCCUUCAGGGACCGAGUAUCAGUACGCUUACUGCAGUAACUACAGGGACUUACUUCCAUCCGUUACUGACCAAAGCUUGGCCGAGAGGACGUCUGCUACGGGCCAUGAAUGGGCACCAGCUGUCCGACAGGACCAUCCUCUAUUUAGACUGUAUGACACGACACCUCUUCCCUUGCUGGACAAGCAUUACAAGGGCGCCACCUACUUGCCGGACGACCCUCUCGGAGUCCAGGUGCCCGAGGAGCUGACCCGAUGCAGGGAGAGGAUAGAUGGUUCCUACGCCCUGAUAAGCUUCGAAGAACACCUGAGGAACCCCUACACGCCCAACUACCGCUAUAAGGAUUGGAUCACACGUCCACUGACCGAGAUCACUCGCGAGCUGGACGCCAACUAUGCCCUGUACUGCCACUUGCCCAGGGCCCCCACACAGUACUGGGACUUCUACAACGAGGUGCGAAUGGGCCGACCGCCCAAACCUGGCGACGCCCAUCAGGUGUACCGGCGGUGUCGUGUCAUCCCCGUCCCGGCAAACAAAGAGAUCCCCAACCUGCCAGGGACUGGAGAGGUCACCCACUUUGGCAAACUGACCAACUACAAAUUGUCAGAGACGCCUUUUAGUUCCCCUACAGUUAGGGUAUGAGCGACAGUCAUAUACGUACACUUAAAUUGCACAAUACAACUUUGUACAUACUACUCUGUUUAGAACGUCUUUGAAAGGAAGUUUUAAAAAUAUGGAAUACUUAAAAAUAUGGAAUUUUUUUAAAACUAUGGAAUUUUUUUAAAAUAUGGAAUUAAAAAAAAAUAUUCUUCAGUGAAUGUCCCAUCCAUAAGUCAAUUAACUGGUGCUCUAAAGAGACUAUACAACCUUGAGUUCUAUAAUUCCACGAUUCUAGUUUUUUUCCCCUAUAGUCUAUAGAAUCCAAGAAUUGAGAACCCUCAGUGGUAUUGAAUUCUUAUGACGAUUUUUACCAAAAUUAUUAAUAUAAAAUAAAUAAAUGACUUGUGGAUAAAAAAAAUAUCAUAUUAUUAUUAUCAUAUCAUAUUAAUUGAUACGUUUGUAAAGUUCUAUAGCUAUAUUUGCAUAUUAAUUAUUGCUUUAUUUUGGUAUUUUUGCAUCUGGCAGUUUGUUAACUUCCAUCAAGUAAUUAUCAACACAUAUCAUCCUUUUCAACACCAUCUUACAUUUUAAAACACCAGACCAUCAAAUAAUGCCAUGUGCAGAUAAUUAAAUAGAAAUAUAAUUUCUUUAAAGCCAUUUUCCAUUACUUUGUGUUUAUUCCUUAUUGUCUACAUUUCUCUGGCGGAAACG